GUCCAUCUCCCCCUGACUGGAUCACAGGACCGACAUCAUCAUCCGCCGUCCACCCUGACAAGGACAACAGCUCCCGCAUACAUAAACAAAAUAAACCGCAGGGACAGGACAAUCUUGUGUUUUGAAAGAAAAGGUCAGAAAUCGCAUCGAGAUCGGCAAGAUGCUGGCCUGUACAGAGAUGAUCACCAUGUGUCUGCAGUCUGCCAAGCACGAGCACUUGAGAAAGCAGCAGGAGCUUGACCGCAACCACAAUCAAGGCAUCUCUCUUGUUCAGGAUAUAUUCCGCCGGGCAGACAAAAAUGACGACGGGAAGCUGUCCUUGGAGGAGUUCCAGUCAUACUUUACUGAUGGUAUCCUCACUGAAGAACAGAUGCAGGAGCUGUAUAACUCCAUCGAUAGGCAGCAGACAGACAACCUGGAGAUAGACAAACUCUCAGAGUACUUCACUCCACAUCUGGGAGAAUAUGUCAAUGUCCUGUCUGCUCUGGAAAAGCUGAAUGUGGCCAUUUUGAAGGCCAUGGACAAAACUAAAGAGGAGUACCAGGGUUCAUCGGUGCUGGGUCAGUUUGUGACGCGCUUCUUGCUGAGGGAGACCUCCACCCAGCUACAGUCCCUUCAGUCAUCACUGGACUGCGCAAUGGAGGCUGUUCAUGACCAGGGCUGUACAGGGAGGAGGAUACUGAAGAAGCCUGAGGACCUGCCUAUCCAGAGGGCUGCCAAACGCCCAGGCCGACGCAUUCAGAAGAACAUGUGUCUGUCCCCUACUGACCCCUACUCUGGCAUGCUCACCACAGGGGUCAGCGUGGAGCCAGACAACCACUGGGGCUCCCAGAUCAACCAACUGGAGCAGCUCAUGGACAAACUGGAGUGUGAGAGCCCACAUCUUGAACCUCUCAAAGAGGACACACUGGCAGGAACAUAUAAUUCGAACAUACUUCUGGUCCAGAGGCAAAUGUCUGUGAAGGAGAGGGAUGUGGAGCAGUUUCAGCAAGCUCUGAAAAUCUACACAGAUGCCACCAGCAGCCAGCCGAAUAACCUGCACGUUUCAGUCCAGAACCUGCCAGACAGAUCAUGCUUCAUAAUGUAUGAAUUUUGGCAGGACCGUCUCUCUUGGAUGAGCUACCUGCAGUCGUCCAUCAGUAAGACAUUCCAGCGCUGCAUUAUCGACUCACUGGAAGGGCCGGAGAUGGUCUCCACCAUGCUCCUUCCAGCCUCUUGGUGGAUUAUGAACAACAACUGACAGAGCAAAGCUGCUGCUGUUCAACACCAUAAAAGCAGGAGGAAGAGGCGAUUGUAUAAUCGUUUAAUCUUUUUACUCUCUGAUAUCUACUUUUUCCUCAUGGCAUAAUCAGGAUUGUUCUUGCAAAGCUAUGCGCAGAGGUUAUAUAAAAAAAAGAAGACUACUUGGAUAAACCAGUCAACAGUGAAACUAACUAAAAUCUAUGGAGAGGAAGAAUCAAGGUAAUGCAAUAUUUUAUUGUGUGAUCAAGAUCUGUACCAACAUUCAUUUAACAGUCUUGGCACAUUUCAUGCUUCUGAUUUAAUAGAAACACACAAAAGAAAAAAACUCUGAAAAAACAAUUAUUUGCAUGAUUUCUUAUUUCUCAGUGCUAGUUUAUUUCAAUCAAAACUACAUCUUAGAAUAGAUAUGUUGUCAGUGAUGCCACAGAAAUAGAAACAUAUGAAUGACAACUGAUCUGUCCAUCCUAUCGUCACUAUCUAUCACUCAUUCUUCAGCACAGACAAAAGCAGAAAAAGUUUUAGGGUUAACUUGCAUUUCCCCUUGUUCUGUCUGUGGUAUUGUGCUUUGUUGUCUCCUUCAAAGCUUUGCUACCAAGCGUCUUUUUCUUGAUGGGUUAGACAGCCAUUAGAUAAAACAUAGUUAAUGAACGAUUAUGGUCCACACCUAAACUUUUAUCCGUUGUGUCACUCCUGCACUUUAGAAAAAUAUGAAACAUGGACCUACUUGUGACGGAUGGAUAUUUAUUGUAGACUGUCUAUUGAACAUGUAGCUGUAACUGCUGUUAUAACAAGCUGCACUGAAGUGUAGUGAGACAUUAGCGGAUGAUAACAAUUAACCAAAUAAUUCUCAAUAAUUAAACUCAAAAGCCAUUAUUUUACAUUUGCAGUCUGUAUCUGUACAGUACGCACAAAAUAGAAGUUUAUAUUUUGCGUACAGAAAUUAAGAAGAAACUGUUCAAUAUAAUGACAAUAGAAAGAAGUUCUAUAAAGAUUGUAUACAGUAGUUAAUGAAAGAUAGAAAGAUGUAAGUAAUUGUUGUAGAACAUUGGUAAAUGUAUAGUAUGAUAGUAUGUUGAGCUUUGGUUGCUCUGAUAAUGCGAGGAAUGAAUGUGUUCACUCUUUUCUGAAGUGUUUAUCCUUUCUUUUAUGAAGAAUAUACAGUUGUUAUGUGGAUGCUAUGUUUGUUUUCUGGCAUGAAAUAAAGUUCAUGACUUGAAAUGUC
Molecule: messenger RNA, 2464 nt
Organism: Micropterus dolomieu (smallmouth bass)
Lineage: Eukaryota; Metazoa; Chordata; Actinopteri; Centrarchiformes; Centrarchidae
Product: N-terminal EF-hand calcium-binding protein 1-like
Exons: 12
Coding region: 161-1240 (359 amino acids)
Biological process (GO): regulation of amyloid precursor protein biosynthetic process
Cellular component (GO): cytoplasm; endoplasmic reticulum; Golgi cis cisterna
Molecular function (GO): calcium ion binding
Source: RefSeq, a predicted model, not a curated record